AUGUCCAAGAAGGAUGUGGCGUGUUUCUGGAUCGUACUGCUCCUGUGCCAAGAGCUAUGGACCGACCCGAUCGCAGAGAUGGGACCAUCCUCCGGCAUCCUGAUUCAAGAGACACCAGGGUUCAUCUUAACAGAGAAGAGGAUCCUGACCCGACGUGUGUUCGUCAGCUUGGACCCCAAGAUUUCCAUCGAGGAGGCAUACAACAUUUCAUCGAUGCAGCUUCCUGAGUUACAGACUUGGUACCAGAUGCACCUCCAAAGAGCACAGGACCGUGUGCGAAACAUCUUGGAGCAAGCCCGGAAACCAUUUGUAUCCAGUUCUAUUCCGAUGAGCAACCAACCUAAAAGGUUCCUCACCGCUAUAAUUGUUGCAUUAGUUUGUGCCACUGUCGGUGCAGUUGUCGCAACUGGAAUGUAUUACUGUCCAAAAGCUGGAUAUGGAAAUCUAUGCGCUAAAGCAACACAUUAG
Messenger RNA from Pelobates cultripes (western spadefoot toad), 468 nucleotides. The record is from the annotation of a GenBank genome assembly. Lineage: Eukaryota; Metazoa; Chordata; Amphibia; Anura; Pelobatidae.